CAUGCAGUGCACUAGCAGUUCGCUAACUUUAUAUUUUACUUUAUUGUUCUACAUCCUAUUCGAUUUUACCAUCGCUCUUGAUGACUGGCAGGGGGCCGCUAUUCGCUGGGCAAAAAAUUGCGAUUUCCCAGGAAACAACAUUGCAAACCAAAUCGUCGGCGGUGAUCGUUGCGGAACAAUAUGCCAGAAUACCAUAGCCGACUGUACACAUUUUACAUUUACUCUUUUCCAGGGUGGUACCUGUUGGUUCAAAUCGGGACCCGUUUUACCUUCCCAAGCGAUUCCCCUCGAUAGCCCUGGAAGUAUUUGUGGAUUUCUGGCUAUCUCAUGGACACAUGAAAUCGACUUGGCAUGGUCACAUCAUUGCACCUUUCCUAGUGGGGACUUCAAACACCAACCAAGCGAAGGGGCCCUGUGCGGAACGACGUGCAUGCAACAUCCGGAAUGUACCCAUUUUGUUUGGACCAAUAUUGAAGGGCAGGGUGGCAUUUGCUGGCUAAAAUCUGGUGGGGCCACUAAAGAAAGUGCCAUUCUUACAGCAGGCGAGAGAGGCGCAGUUUGCGGCUAUCGUUAUGAUCGUCCUCCAAACGGGAGUGUGCCAAUAGUUACCACAUCUGCUCCGUGGUUUGCAACAGACACAUGUGAGUGUGUUUGUUAGUCCUGAUAGUCAUCUCCACCUUAGGGGAUGGAAUAAAUUAAUCUUACUUUUCUGUGUUACCAUAUAUCCCCUAAGAUAAUUGAAUAAACAUUAAACAAAGGCAUUUGU
This is a messenger RNA of Daphnia carinata, 766 nucleotides long. RefSeq lists its product as uncharacterized. NCBI's taxonomy places the organism in Eukaryota, Metazoa, Arthropoda, Branchiopoda, Diplostraca, Daphniidae. The record is from RefSeq and is a predicted model, not a curated record. The transcript is spliced from 3 exons. The coding region runs from base 2 to 658 and encodes 218 amino acids.